Molecule: messenger RNA, 3086 nt
Organism: Xenopus tropicalis (tropical clawed frog)
Lineage: Eukaryota; Metazoa; Chordata; Amphibia; Anura; Pipidae
Gene: fezf1
Product: FEZ family zinc finger 1
Exons: 4
Coding region: 919-2295 (458 amino acids)
Cellular component (GO): nucleus
Source: RefSeq, a predicted model, not a curated record
CGGAGCCGGGAGAUAGAGUAUGGACUGAAAUAUAGGGAUGGUUGUCAUACAUCCUGACUCUCCAUAAUACAUGAAAUAUGUUAAAUAUAACCUAACCGAACUUUGUUAGAGAGCCGGAUCUCUGCAAGUGGAUACCAGGCCCAGAGGGCACUGGAUGCGGAUAAUUAAUAUGGAUUAGAAAUGGCUUUUUGUGGGGUUCCGUGCCCUCAAUUUUUCCUGGCUGCGAAAUCCGAGCAAUCUGAAGGAAACUUUUGGCUGCCUGCAUCAGAAAGAAAGAGACUGUGGCAUGAAAGGCUUAUAGGGCGCAUACACACCUACGCCUGAAAUGUAGCAGUUAUGGAGUAAGCGUGUGUGUGUGUAGGGGGUGUUUAGGUGUCAGCACAUAGAAACUGCACAUCGUUGGUAUGAGGAGAAGCAGCAGCCACAGUGUGCGCCCUGCCCAGGCACAGCGGGCUAGCUUGGUACAUGAAGCCUUAUGGAGAGAGCGCAUCUGACAUGGAAGAGCUCACUGGCAGCGUAGGAGGCGCCUCCCCCCUCUCUGGGCGGGUAACUCUAAUCGCCAAUAAAAGUAGUCGCUUAGGGGGGGGAAAAGUUUUUUUUUUUGUUGGCAGUUGGAAACGAAUUGAGCAAUUAUCUAGUUUACCUUCUCCUCUUGGAAGUUAACGAUUGGUGAGAUCUUUGCUGCGCUAUUGACACAACACUUCCCAUUGAGCAGGCCUGGUAGCAAUAAGCAGUGAUUGCCCCGGUGUCUCCUUCUCCAUGUAAUCUGUAAUGGAUUGGCAUCUGUCCACUGGGCUGAUAAUGGUGGUUCUGCACAGUACCUACAUGCUAAUGGCCAGACCCCUCGCUGAGAAACAUUGACAAGGAGGGAAGCUGGUAUCCUGGGAAGAACACUUCUUCUCAUCCCACAGCCAAGACAUGGACAGUAGCCUUCAGCACAAGACAACCAAAAUCUUCCCAUCUCAAGCGUCCAGAGAUUCUCUGUCCAACAGGGUCACCAUGAUCAGCGGUGCCAAACCACUUGCUUUCUCUAUUGAGCGGAUCAUGUCGAGGACUCCAGAGCCCAAAUGCCUCCCAGUGCCCAGUCUGCUGCAAGGUUCUGUGCCAAAAGGGGACCAAAAACAAGCCCUCCAUAUCAACUCCUCAUCUAUACCCUGCAUGAUCCCUUUUGUCCCGGUUGCUUAUGACCAUUGUCCCAAAAUUGGCAUCUCUGGUGCUGAGCUGAGGAAAAGCCAUUUGGAUUCCUCUCCCCCAUUUAGCUGCAAUGAUCUCUUGAACUGUGCCCUGACCCUAAAGGGGGACUUUCCACGGGAAGCUUUGCCCCUGCAGCAGUACAAACUGGUCAGACCUCGAGUAGUAAAUCACUCUUCUUUCCAUGCCAUGGGGGCAGCAUUCUGUUACUUCAACAGGGGAGACAGUCAGUGCCACCCGCCGGCCAGUAUCAAUAUCCACCCUGUGGCCUCCUACUUCCUGGGCUCCCCCUUGCACCAAGCCCCCAAAUCCUAUCUGGCUGAGAGGAACAAGCUGGUGCUCCCUUCCGUGGAGAAGUUUUCUUCAGGGGUGACAUUUAAGGAUUUGUCCCAAGCCCAGUUCCAGCACUACAUGAAGGAAGGUGCUCACUCCCUCUCUGACAAGAUCACUUUUAAAACUUCUGCCAAAUUCAGCAGCGCUUCCCCCAGCAACAAACCCAAAGUUUUUACAUGUGAAGUGUUCAACGCGCACUACAACCUGACUCGGCACAUGCCGGUGCACACCGGGGCCCGGCCCUUUGUCUGCAAGAUCUGCGGCAAAGGAUUCCGCCAAGCGAGCACCCUGUGCCGGCACAAGAUCAUCCAUACACAGGAGAAGCCACACAAGUGCAACCAAUGCGGCAAAGCGUUCAAUCGAAGUUCCACGCUGAACACUCACACCCGGAUCCACGCUGGCUACAAGCCAUUUGUGUGUGAAUUCUGCGGGAAGGGCUUCCACCAGAAAGGUAAUUACAAGAAUCACAAGCUCACUCACAGCGGGGAGAAGCAGUUCAAGUGCAAUAUCUGCAACAAAGCUUUCCAUCAGAUCUACAAUCUGACCUUCCACAUGCACACGCACAACGACAAGAAACCCUUCACCUGCCCCACCUGCGGCAAAGGCUUCUGUAGGAACUUUGACUUAAAGAAACAUGUGCGCAAGUUGCACGACAGCAACACUGCCGCUCCGCAUGCGAUAGGAGGUACGGGACAGGAGGAGCUUCUUCUACCAAACAGGGAGCCGUCCCCCACAAUCCAGAGCCCACAACUCCAAAAGUCAGGGUACUGAUAGCCUUACUGCUGGGACGGAGGAGGCAGAAAGCAGUAGUUUCCCAUGCACUUUCCACUCACAGACUAGCCUGUCACGUCGCAAGUUGGUGGCAUCCCAGUUGCACUUGUAGUAAUGGGCAGGAGACGAUUCCAUGGGAGGUCGGUUAAGAGUUUCCAUCGAUUGUCUCAAAUCCCCUUCUGGAUCCUUUUCAAGGGGCCCUUUGUUUACCUCGUGUCUUUGCAUGCACCUGUUAAAUAUUAUCUGAGUAUUAUGCCCUGAAGCAGGGAUCAUUAAUAUUGAGGUGACCAGUUGUUGCUGAACUACAGCGUCCCCUAGACAUUCCUAGACUGCCGAGCUCUGUGAUGAAGAGAUGUGUAGUUCAAGAGCAGCCGGCUAAUCACACAUUGAGCAAGCCUGAUCUGCAUACACAUAAGCGGUUUUUGUGGUUGGACUAUUUUGUUUGUCGGUGUUUUUUUUUUGUAAAGGUCCUACAUUUCUGUUUCCCUGGAUCACAAGAGGUAACAUGAUUGAUGCUAUAUUUGAUCUGAUGUAUUUAUUCUCCUUGCGGAAUGCUGCACAACUUUAUUCUAUUUAAUGUAAAUACAUAGAUCCUUAAAUAAGUAUAUUUUCGUUGUGUUUGUUCAGCACUCUUUCACUUUCCUGAUUCUUAUUUAAUUUCCCCCCCAGUCAAGUUUUUUGAGGUAUAAUAGGAGAGCUCAUCUAUUAACAGAGCGUUUUAAAGAAAUGUAUUAUUGCAUCUAAGUUUUAUUCUUGCACGUGAAAAUAAAUUCCUUUUAUCAUGGUGGUAA